This is a messenger RNA of Entelurus aequoreus (snake pipefish), 2476 nucleotides long. RefSeq names its product XK-related protein 6-like. The record is from RefSeq and is a predicted model, not a curated record. Gene Ontology annotation, biological process: apoptotic process involved in development; engulfment of apoptotic cell; phosphatidylserine exposure on apoptotic cell surface. Lineage: Eukaryota; Metazoa; Chordata; Actinopteri; Syngnathiformes; Syngnathidae. The transcript is spliced from 4 exons. The coding region runs from base 370 to 2055 and encodes 561 amino acids. Gene Ontology annotation, cellular component: plasma membrane.
GCGACGGGACAGGACCGGGCAUGGGCCGCACCUAGCUGGCACUGCUGCCCGGAUACGGAAGGGUUUCGGAGGGCAAGGUGAGAGUAACCGAGAGACGCUUUUCCCCACGCCGGCUUAAAAAAAUAAAUGAAUUUAAAAAAAAGCACGAUGCAUGACGUCAUCGGUUGGAGAUGACGGCGCGUGCAGGACCAGAUGAGGUCUCCGGUGCUGAUGCGGUGACGGUGUCUCCGGGGCUCUGAUGGCUCCUCUCGGCCCGGGCUGGAAGGAGACCCAGAGGGAAGCGUACAGCAGGUGUCUGAGGAGUGACACGGAAGCACCACGGGGCGACUGUCGUGUUUUUCGCCGGAGGGGACGAGCGGGAAGGGGAACAUGGCCGCGCAGUCGGACGGUAAAGUCGGGGUGGGUUUCGCCCACUUCUACGACGUCGACGCGGACGAGCCCCUGGACUCCGCCGCGCUCCACAUCUGCCAGUGCUGCCGCUCGUCGGCGUGCUACUGGGGCUGCCGCUCCGCCUGCCUCGGCUCUCUGGUCGGCGGCGGCCAGUCCGGGGGGGUCGGCGUCCGGGAGACUCACUGCCCGCCCCGGGAGCAGCUGUGGCUGGACUGCCUCUGGAUAAUCCUGGCCCUCCUCGUCUUCUUCUGGGACGUGGGCACGGACCUGUGCCUGGCGCUGGACUACUACCAGCGGCGGGACUACCUGUGGUUCGGCCUCACGCUCUUCUUCGUGCUGGUGCCUUCCGUGCUGGUGCAGAUCCUGAGUUUCCGCUGGUUUGUGCAGGACUACACCGGCGGGGGGCUCGGGGAGGUGGAGGGUCUGACAAAGCGGGGCUCGGUGGCCCCGGGGUGCCACUAUCCCGGCAGGGACCGCCUACAGCUGGCCACCAUCUGGCUGUGGCAGGCCGCCGUUCACAUCCUGCAGCUGGGGCAAGUGUGGCGGUACAUCAGAACACUGUACCUGGGCAUCAUGUCACGUCGCCAAAAGGAGCACCAGCGCCGCUGGUACUGGGCCAUGAUGUUCGAGUAUGCCGACGUCAACAUGCUCCGGCUGCUGGAGACCUUCCUGGAGUCGGCACCUCAGCUGGUCCUGCAGCUGUGCAUCAUGAUCCAGGAGAACCGCGCCGAGACGCUGCAGUGCAUCUCCUCCCUCGCCUCCCUCCUGUCUCUCGCCUGGGUCUUGGCCUCCUACCACAAACUAUUGCGAGACUCGCGUGAUGACCAGCGCAGCAUGAGCUACCGCGGGGCCCUGCUGCAUCUCUUCUGGCGCCUCUUCACCAUCUCCUCGCGCGUCCUCUCGCUGGCCCUGUUCGCCUCGCUCUUCCACAUCUACUUUGGCAUCUUCGUGGUGGUUCAUUGGUCCGCCAUGGCCUUCUGGGUGGUGCACGGGGGCACCGACUUCUGCAUGUCCAAGUGGGAAGAGGUGCUCUUCAACAUGGUGGUGGGCAUUGUCUACAUCUUCUGCUGGUUUAACGUAAAGGAGGGCCAAACUCGGCACAGGAUGGUGGCGUACUACACCGUGGUGCUGGCUGAGAACACCAUCCUCACUGGGCUGUGGUACGCCUACAGGGACCCGGCGCUGACCGACUCCUACGCCAUGCCAGCAUUGUGCGGCGUCUACUUGACGUUCGCCGGCGGCGUCCUGGUCAUGCUGUUGUACUACGGCUUCCUGCACCCUGCGACCGCUCACCUCCAGCCGAGCCCCGCCUCCUCCUGCUGCGCCCAGCUGCUUUGGGGUCUUCCCCUUCCCCCUUCGGCCCCGCCCACCGCUCCGCCCACCCCCGCACACAUGACCAAGUCCCAGACGGAAGACGACGUGGCCGAGACUUGUCUACCAGUCUUCCAGGUGAGGUCGGUUCCUUCCACCUCCAAGCCCGAGGGCCCGCUUAUUAAGAUCGACAUGCCCAGGAAGCGUUACCCAGCGUGGGACGCCCACUACGUUGACAGGCGCCUGCGGAGGACUAUAAACAUCCUACAGUACAUCACACCGGCCGCUGUGGGUAUCCGCUACCGUGAUGGACCCCUGCUGUAUGAACUUCUACAGUACGAGUCCUCACUUUGACACACACACCGUGGCACACUUUAAUGCACACACUUUUCACAAAAACACGCACAUUCCUUCCGGGGACCCCGCGAGUCUCUUUGCCGUGACUCAACGAGUCCGCCGAAACCCCCGCUUCUCUAUCAGCAACUCAGUCGUUUACUGUUACAUCUGGGUUAAAAGCUGGAGAAAUCAGACCAGAUCGAGUCUCUACCUGCUGUUUACGUUGCGUCGCACAGAGGAAACGUAUGGGUUCGUUGCAACAGAGACACCAGUAAAGUGCUGGCUAGGUCAUGGGAAAAAACUUGAGCCACAGACCAAGCAUGUUUGUAAUGUUCGAGCAAAGUCCUCCCAGGUCCUUUGAUUCUAGCGACUGUCUGAAUAAAGCGAGUAGACCAGAAGUUUUACAAUUUAUCCUACAAAUAAAGUAAGUACAAACAUC